Messenger RNA from Pistacia vera, 777 nucleotides. Its product is annotated as protein MITOFERRINLIKE 1, chloroplastic-like. The transcript is spliced from 5 exons. Gene Ontology annotation, cellular component: mitochondrial inner membrane. Bases 1 to 777 code for a protein of 258 amino acids. The record is from RefSeq and is a predicted model, not a curated record. NCBI's taxonomy places the organism in Eukaryota, Viridiplantae, Streptophyta, Magnoliopsida, Sapindales, Anacardiaceae. Gene Ontology annotation, molecular function: S-adenosyl-L-methionine transmembrane transporter activity.
AUGAUUACUGCAACAUGGAUGAAGAUGAACAAAGGCCGGCUUGAAAAUCCUCACUUGUCGAACACUACUUUUAUUGAAAUUGUAAUGAAUCUCACCAAGAUGGCUCAAUGCAUGUAUCAACAUGGGGAUGGACAUGAGCCAGAAGUUUUACCGUGUUCAUUGGCGUUGUGUUUUGCUUUCACUUACGUGUGUCUUCACCCACUCGAUAAAUUCAAAACCAAGUUGCCAACAAAGGGUGCUUCACAUAUUUGCAUGAGCAUGUUUAAUCGUUUUUUACAGUGUCUUUCAGCUGGUCAAGCCCAAGAGGUGCUUGAGCUGUUCAAGUGGAUUCUUGGACUCAAGCAGAUUGAAGCAGGGCGUUGGAGGAAAUCGAUUUUUUCUAAACUUGAGAUGUUCCCUUCUAUGCUUGUUCCUCCCACGACUGGUGCAAUGGAAAAUAUUGUGUCAUUGGCUAUAAUGGUGCCUAAAAAAUUGAUUACUCAGAGAAUGCAGGCGGGUGCAAACGGGCGAUCUUGGGAGGUUUUAUUGAGAAUUUUGGACAAAGAUAGGUUUUUGGGGCUUUAUUAUUCUGCUACAUUGUUGAGGAAUUUGCCUGUUGGUGUGCUCAGUUAUUCGUCUUUUGAGUACUUGAAAGUUGCAGAUUUGAGUAGGACUAAGAAGGGUCAUUUGGAGCCAAUUCAGAGGGUGUGUUGUGGGGCAUUGGCUGGAGCAAUUGGUUUGUAUAUGUCAACUGGUAUCUCAAGUCUCUAUCACAUGGUAAUCAAAUACAUGCCUUAG